AUGGCACAGAAAAUUAAAAUAAAUCGAAGGAACUCGGUUUUUACCGAGAUUCCUGAGGGUGCGCGCCCGCACAAUGUCAUUAAGGCAGUAGAGGAAAGUCUAGGGGAAGGAGCAGUAGAAUGUUUGCAGCCAUUAGGACAAUUUAGGGUAAUAGCAAAUUACUCUGGAAUGAAAAAGCUAUGUGUCCGAUGCAAGCAGGUUGGACAUUUCACUGCCGGCUGUACGUGUAAAAUGUGUGGCGAAGUAGGACACUCACCCGAAGAAUGUUUGUCACAGAUGAAGAAAAAGAAACUGAGUGGAGCACAGAACAGAAAAAAAAGGGCCAGAGAAGAAGAGUCCCGUCAAAGAGGCACAUUAAAUGACUGGAUAAAAAGAAGCAAAGAAGAAGUAGAAGAUAAUGAUUUAUGUAAAAAAGAUGGAGAUUUCAGUACAUUUUUCGAAAGAAAUGAUUUUGGCUAUUUGAAGAAACCUGUUUCAAACAAGUUGAAAAUUACAAUAGUACAACAUGGCCCAGAAAGAUAUCAAAAUAAAAGCGGUCCAUUUAUCGAGAAGAAUGGAAGAUCCUUUUCAAAACAGUGGUUUGAGAAAGUUUCCACAAAUGGAGAAACUGUGAAGCGGAAAUGCUUGUUAUAUUCCCCAUAUCGAAAAGCAUGCUACUGUUUUGUUUGUUUUUUGUUUGCAAAGGAGCAGUCAUCAUCAAUGUCAAACUUUAGCAAGGAAGAAGGUUUCUCAUCUUGGAGGAAAUUGAAUCCCCAAAUACCUGACCAUGAAAAAAGCCCUUCCCAUAAAUCUUAUAUAAGGGAAUAUCUGAACCUUGUAGUUCGACUCCAGUGUUCGAAUACAACAGAUGCUGAACUUCAACAACAGAUGUCUGCUGUAAAGAAAAAAUGGAAAGCUAUAACUGAACGGAUUGUCGAAGUUACAUCAUUUUUGGCCUUUCGUGGACAUCGAGGAGAAGGAAUUUCUAGAUUAACUGAAUCAGAGGAGAUAAUCAAUGAAAAUGCAGGAAACUUUAUGGCAACAAUCAGACUAUUAGCCAAGUAUGACGUAAACUUAGCCGAACACAUGCAGAGAGGAAAAGAGAAACCAAAAAGUGUCACAUACUUGUCCACCAGAAGUCAAAAUGAAAUCAUCGAUCUUCUAGAUACUGCUCAUGAAGAUCAGGUUUCCGAAAUUCUGAGGUACGUUCAUAUUGACGAAAAUAACAAAGUAGAAAUGAAGGAAAUAUUUCUGGGAUUUUUUCAAAUCAACAAAAAAGAUGCAGUCAGCUUGGCAAAUAUGAUUAUGAAAAAACUGGAAGAAAACAAAAUUUCCAUAAAGGACUGUCGUGGCCAGGUAUAUGAUAAUGCAGCAGUUAUGGCUGGAGGGAAGGGAAGUGUUCAACAAAAAAUUCUUCAAUUUAAUCCUAAAGCAGUAUUUGUAAAUUUUGAGAACCACAGCCUCAAUUUGGCCUGUGUCCAUGCAAGUGAAGUACAACCUGUUGUUGUCACAUUUUUUUGA
This is a messenger RNA of Limulus polyphemus (Atlantic horseshoe crab), 1500 nucleotides long. Its product is annotated as zinc finger MYM-type protein 1-like. Lineage: Eukaryota; Metazoa; Arthropoda; Merostomata; Xiphosura; Limulidae. Gene Ontology annotation, molecular function: nucleic acid binding; zinc ion binding. The transcript is spliced from 5 exons. The record is from RefSeq and is a predicted model, not a curated record. Bases 1 to 1500 code for a protein of 499 amino acids.